Messenger RNA from Phytophthora infestans T30-4, 1110 nucleotides. RefSeq lists its product as uncharacterized. Bases 1 to 1110 code for a protein of 369 amino acids. Lineage: Eukaryota; Oomycota; Peronosporomycetes; Peronosporales; Peronosporaceae. The transcript has a single exon. The record is from RefSeq and is a predicted model, not a curated record.
AUGCGCCAGAUAGAUCGCUAUCGUUUGAUAUGGGUAGCACUGCUAGUGAUGAUAAUUUCGACUCUAGCGGAGCUUGCGAACGCGUCCGAAUGCAGCGCAUGUGGGUAUUUAGCCAAGAAUUGCAGCGCCACAAGUGGAAGCGGCGACGUGGACGUGUGUGACGCGUCUAGGCGCAUCCAAAUCGACGAUGUCUUCUGCAAUGGCGACGAGUGUCGAUGCGCCAACAGCCACAAGUGCGUGAGCACUGUCGUGGGCUGCUCGAACCUCUUUCAGGCGCGGAACCGGCGUCGCUGUCUUGGCAACACGACGUUGUCUCGACGCUUCGAGCAGUGCGCAAUCAACCAAGGACUUACGACACUUAACGCGUCUAACGUGGCCAGUGACUGGAUCUACUUUAAACAGGGCACUAAAUGCCAAUCCGCAGAUUGUCUUGCCGUCCGAAUGUUCCACCAAAGUGGCCUCGUACAAUGCGGAAACUUGUUGGCAGUAUGGAAGACCAAUUCAUCCAGUUAUGACGCGUCGGCAAGUGUGACGUUCAGCAGCUCAGAGGGCGACGUGACGUAUUAUUUCGUCGCGGAUGGCUCGCGUGGGAGCGACAUGAAAGCUGGCACGUUCCUCUACUCGGUCCCAUGGUCUACUGAAGGUGUAUCAUUACUGACAAAGCAGGCUAAUAGCUCGGCAAUUAACACAUGCUACGUACUUCAGACGCGGAACCAGCCAAACGGCACGUGUCAAGGUGUGUACCUGCAGUUUGACGCUAGUGUGCAAUUCGCAAACAGCGACGAGUACGUCAUGUCCGAGCUAAGCUGGCCUGUGUGGCUGGCUGUUGUAGGCAGUGUGGCUGCAGCGAUCGCUGCCAUUGUCAUCAUGGGCGUUGUGGUCUACCGCUUUCAGCACAUGGACUUGUCCCCACCCAUGGACGAAGGUGAAGACGGUGGACUGUUGCUGGACGAUCUCCACGACCGCAAGAGAUCGAUCAGCCCUGCUAGUCUCGGAUCUACCUCACCAGCUUCGGGAAGGGGCAAUGUGAGCACUGACCUGCGUCAACGCGGAUCACCAGCACUUGACAUGACACUGAUUGAGGCUGGAACUGGCAGAACUACAUUGUAA